Molecule: messenger RNA, 1583 nt
Organism: Malania oleifera
Lineage: Eukaryota; Viridiplantae; Streptophyta; Magnoliopsida; Santalales; Ximeniaceae
Product: actin-like
Exons: 5
Coding region: 147-1280 (377 amino acids)
Cellular component (GO): cytoplasm
Source: RefSeq, a predicted model, not a curated record
CUCAGCCCCAAAAGAGGCCGUUAAGAGAGAGAGAGAGAGAGAAUCAUUCAAUCUCCAAAGGUACUCUCUCUUUUCCUCUUUUCAAUCUGACAUUCUUGCUCGAUUUAAUUCGCAAUCUUCUUGCCCGAUUGAAUCUAUAUUGAAAAAUGGCCGAAGGUGAGGAUAUUCAACCUCUUGUUUGCGACAAUGGAACAGGAAUGGUCAAGGCUGGGUUUGCUGGAGAUGAUGCUCCAAGGGCUGUGUUCCCUAGCAUUGUUGGUCGUCCUCGACACACAGGUGUGAUGGUUGGUAUGGGCCAAAAAGAUGCCUAUGUUGGGGAUGAGGCUCAGUCCAAGCGUGGUAUUUUAACUCUGAAAUACCCUAUUGAGCAUGGUAUUGUUAGUAACUGGGAUGACAUGGAGAAGAUCUGGCACCACACAUUCUACAACGAGCUCCGAGUUGCACCAGAGGAGCAUCCAGUUCUUCUCACUGAAGCUCCUCUUAACCCUAAGGCCAACCGUGAGAAAAUGACUCAAAUUAUGUUUGAGACCUUCAACACUCCUGCUAUGUAUGUUGCCAUCCAGGCUGUUCUCUCCCUGUACGCCAGCGGUCGCACAACUGGUAUUGUUCUGGACUCUGGGGAUGGUGUGAGUCACACAGUUCCCAUCUAUGAAGGCUAUGCUCUCCCACAUGCCAUCCUGCGUCUUGAUUUGGCUGGCCGCGAUCUCACAGAUGCCCUUAUGAAAAUCUUAACUGAGCGUGGUUACUCAUUUACCACCACUGCCGAGCGGGAAAUUGUGAGGGACAUGAAGGAAAAACUGGCUUACAUCGCUCUUGAUUAUGAACAAGAACUAGAAACGGCAAAGACCAGCUCUGCCGUGGAGAAGAGCUAUGAGCUGCCUGAUGGGCAAGUGAUCACCAUUGGAGCCGAGCGAUUCCGCUGCCCCGAAGUUCUUUUCCAACCAUCCAUGAUCGGGAUGGAAGCUUCUGGCAUCCACGAAACUACAUACAACUCCAUCAUGAAAUGUGAUGUUGAUAUUAGGAAGGAUCUUUAUGGUAAUAUUGUCCUUAGUGGUGGCUCCACAAUGUUCCCAGGAAUAGCCGACAGAAUGAGCAAAGAGAUCACUGCAUUGGCUCCAAGCAGUAUGAAGAUAAAGGUGGUUGCUCCUCCUGAGAGGAAGUACAGUGUCUGGAUUGGAGGAUCCAUUUUGGCAUCUCUCAGUACAUUCCAGCAGAUGUGGAUAGCAAAGGCCGAAUACGAUGAGUCUGGGCCAUCCAUUGUCCACAGGAAGUGCUUCUGAUAGCAUUAUGCCGAGGAGAGAGAUGGAUGAACAGAUAUAUAUAUAUACAAUUUGUAUUAUGGGAGGGCUUCUGAUCAUGCGAUUGCGGGAAGUUGCUGCUUUUUUUUUUUUCUCUUUUUUUUGUGGGCAUUUUUGGGUUUUUGUUCUUUUCUCUGUAUUUGCCUUUUGAGGUGCUAAGAACAUGGGGACGAACAGAUGGUGGCACCUAAAAUUGGAUUCUUUUCAUUAAUUAUAUUAGUAGAUGAGGAUGUGUAUUUGUUACUUAUGGUUUGUUGAAUCAAGGGGGUUCAUUACAAUCAUUAA